UGAAAGCAAGGUAGGCUGCUGGAUUCUCAGCUGGUUCGAAGUUGGCCAGUAUGCAAUGAUGGCGUUACAUGUCAACAAUAGAGAUGCUUAUUAUCAGAGUGCCGAUUAUUACAGAAAUUCGCAGCCUUUGAACUAUGGGGAUACCAGCUAUUAUUUUUCCCGAUUACCAGGACCAGAGUCUAUGCUGAAGCCUUCACUGAGCCUAUUUGGCCAGCAGCAGCCACUGUUCCAGCCAAUGCCUCCUACACAUACCCUUGGACCCCCUCCACAGACCCUCGGACCCCCUCCACCAGUAGUAGUGACCCCGGAUCCACACCGUUUCCCCCUCUCCUGUCCUCUGUCUGCCAAACCUCCCACUCACCUCCAGCUGGUGCAGGGGCCCCCCUGCCCUGUCCCACCUCCCACUGCCCAGGCGACCCUCAACAGCAGGCCCCAGGAGAAAGAUGCUCAGAUUGGGGCCACAGACCAGGACGCUACCUUGGAGGAGCUGUGUAAGCCUCUGUACUGCAAACUGUGCAACGUCACCCUCAACUCUGCUCAGCAGGCACAGGCCCACUACCAGGGAAAGAACCACAGUAAGAAGCUGAGAAAUUUCUAUGCAGGCAGCCAGCAGCCACCUGCCAUCAGGAUUCCAGAGGUAAUAGAGCCACUUUCCCAGCAGCUCCUCAUGACUCCACCAACUGUCAGUGCAACUCCCAAACAGCCGGUGUCAUUCAUGGGUGCCAGCAGGGUGAUCUUAGCCACGGAGAACGACUACUGCAAGCUGUGUGAUGCCUCGUUCAGCUCCCCUGCCGUGGCUCAGGCACACUACCAGGGCAAGAACCAUGCCAAGAGACUGCGGCUGGCUGAGGCCCAGCAAAGCAGUAGCAUCCUAGAUUCGACUGAAUGUGUCCAGAGGCGUCCGAGGAAAGAGGGGAGCGAGUACAGGGUUAUCAAGAACCGUAGGACCCCACAGGUGCCUAUUGCCGUGCCAGGCCCCUACUACAACCCCCGGCCCAGGCAGAGGAUCCCCAGGGACCUGGCCAUGUGUGUGACGCCCAGCGGCCAGUUCUACUGCUCCAUGUGCAAUUCUGGGGCCAGCGAGGAGGCCGACUUCCGCCUUCACCUGGAGAGCAAACAGCACAAGAGCAAGGUGUCGGAGCAGCGCUACCGCAGCGAGAUGGAGAAUCUGGGCUACACUUAGGAGGGCAGU
Messenger RNA from Oncorhynchus masou masou (cherry salmon), 1192 nucleotides. RefSeq names its product zinc finger matrin-type protein 3-like. Lineage: Eukaryota; Metazoa; Chordata; Actinopteri; Salmoniformes; Salmonidae. The transcript is spliced from 7 exons. The coding region runs from base 56 to 1183 and encodes 375 amino acids. The record is from RefSeq and is a predicted model, not a curated record. Gene Ontology annotation, molecular function: zinc ion binding; nucleic acid binding.